AUAAAGUUAAGUGAAAUGCUGACAUGUGAUUUUAGGUUUAAUUCCUUUACUGUUUUUCUUCUAGAACAAAUUCUGUACAACAUAAAACAGGAGUACAAACGCAUGCAGAAGAGGAGACACUUAGAAAAUAGUUUCCAGCAGACAGAUCCUUGUUGUUCUACUGAUGCACAGCCACAUGCAUUUCUUCUUACUGGACCAGCUUUGCCAGGUACUUCAUCUGCAGCAUCAUCACCAUUGAAAAAAGAACAGCCUCUGUUUACUCUCAGACAAGUUGGAAUGAUCUGUGAACGUUUGCUGAAAGAACGUGAAGAGAAAAUCCGUGAAGAGUAUGAAGAAAUUUUGACCACAAAACUUGCAGAACAAUACGACGCGUUUGUGAAGUUCACGCAUGAUCAAAUCAUGCGACGAUAUGGAGAACAGCCUGCCAGUUACGUUUCAUGAAUCACAUUUUCUGCAUAUGUGGGCUGCCCUAUCCACCCCGUUUUAUUGUUGCAAGCUGUCCCAGUAAUGACUUGCAGCAAUGCCAUAUUUUUUCCCCCUGUGAACACAGGUUAUUUCAAGCUUUUGUCAGUGGCAACCACUCUUAUGCAGCAACUGGUUUUGGAGUGCUCCCUGAUGUCAGUACCACCUGGAUGUGGACCUUUGCUACCUGUAAUAAUACCAGUGGCCUCAUUUGCUGUAUCAUUACAAUUUGGCUUCUUAUGUUAAUAAGUUUGAAAAAGUAAAGGAUUAAAGCUGAUGUUCUAGAAGUUGCCCUUCACUGGUUGUGUAAAUAAAAAUGUAGAAUGACACUUCUGACUGAAGUUAGUGUGGUUUUCAUAACUGUGCACUACAACAAAGCUGUAAUCACAGUUAAAUUAGAAUGUAAUCCCAGGACAAUUUUAAGCAAAUAGCCCACAGUACUGCCUGUGAAAUAGUGAAGGAGGGCAUUUCUGUAUUCCAUGACUUUUUGGGGGUUAAGAAUGGGUUUAUAUGAUUUCUCAUUUUUGUAGUUUUUAUUUAUUCUCUCAGUCUUUAACAAAUGUUUAUUGCUGCAAUUUUUCAGUGUAUCAUUGUUUUACUGCCCUUGUAGUACUGGAAUUUAGUUGGAAGAAUAAAACAUUUACUUCUAA
Messenger RNA from Meleagris gallopavo (turkey), 1112 nucleotides. NCBI's taxonomy places the organism in Eukaryota, Metazoa, Chordata, Aves, Galliformes, Phasianidae. The record is from RefSeq and is a predicted model, not a curated record.